UGGGUCUAAAUUUCAUUACUCUCAUAAUAUAAGGUCCUUAUUAACAUCAAAUCCAUAUUUUUACAACUCCAUUAACCACUAGCUCAUUCAAACCAGAAAAUUUCCGGCCCCUUCUUCUUCUCUUCACCGGAAAAUCUCACAUAUUUUCUCCAUCUCCGGCGUCUCCGUUCUUCCGAUUAUUGAAAAAAAAAAUGGAGCAUGUUCUAAGCUUAGGUGGUCCAUCCCCAACAAUUCUGGGGUCAUUUUCCACACGUUGGAAGCAGGCAAACGAUAGCAUUUCUUCCCUCUUCUUUGAUAGAUGUCACCAGGGCACACAAGAACGGCAUCGGCCACAAGCAUCAAAAUUUUCUAUUUUCGCUUGUCAGACACCUGCUCAUAACAGGCGUUACAGCAAGAAACGGUUUACCCACCCUCAAAAUACAGAUCUUCCUCCUGUAUUACCUAAGAAUAAGAAAAAACCGUAUCCAAUCCCUCUAAAACAGAUAUUGCAAACUUCGAGGGCUGACAAAAAGCUUGCGGAAAUGGGCAUAGAGAAGCCACUCGAGCCUCCAAAAAACGGCCUACUAGUUCCUGAACUCAUUCCCGUUGCUUAUGAUGUGCUUGACGCUUGGAAAAUCUUGAUCAAAGGACUUUCACAACUUCUCCAUGUCGUUCCAGUCCAUGCUUGCAGUGAAUGCUCGGAGGUUCAUGUGGGUCAAACGGGUCACCACAUUCAAAACUGCCACGGUCCAAACAGUGCGGACCGUAGAAGCUUCCACUUAUGGGUAAAAGGGUCAAUUGACGAUGUACUCCUCCCCAUCGAGUCAUACCAUCAGUACGACCCUUUUGGCACACGUAUCAAACACGACACAAGAUUCGACUAUGACAGAAUCCCAGCCAUCGUUGAGCUCUGCAUCCAAGCGGGUGUGGAAUUACCACAAUACCCUUCACGGAGAAGAACACAACCUAUUCGAAUGUUAGGCAAGAAAAUGAUCGACCGAGGUGGAAUAGUCGCCGCACCAAAACCACAACAUUCCGGUGACGUUUUGGAAUUCGACACGCAGCGGGCCCUUGAACGGUUCCCGCCUCCGGUUGACUCGGACGUGGUAGAAAUCGCGCAGUCGACAUUGAAUGCGUAUGAGAAGGUGAGAUGGGGUGUGACCAAACUUAUGCGGAAGUACACGGUGAAAGCGUGCGGAUACUGCCCAGAGGUCCACGUGGGCCCGUGGGGCCACAACGCUAAGCUUUGUGGAGAGUUUAAACACCAAUGGAGAGAUGGGAAGCACGGGUGGCAGGAUGCAAUUGUGGACGAGGUUUUCCCGCCAAAUUACGUGUGGCAUGUUCGGGAUCCAAACGGGCCGCCAUUGAAGAGUUCGCUUAAGAGGUUCUACGGGAAGGCUCCAAUUGUGGUUGAAAUUUGUGUUCAGGCAGGGGCUACGGUUCCUAAUAAGUAUAGACCAAUGAUGAGGCUUGAUAUUGUGGUCCCAGAUAACGAGGAGGCUCGGUUAGUCGCUUAAUGAACUGAAAAACCGACGUUAAUGAAGUGUUCUGUUGCGUGUAUAGAACCGAACUAGGACUUGUAGAGUGUUGUAAAUUUAUGAACCAUUAAUAGUUAAAGUGUAUACGAGUUGGGUUCGGGUCUGGAUGUGGAUCUGGGUUAUUGGUAGAUGUAUGAUCCUACUCUUUGCAUUACAUAUUUGAACAAAACGUUUUGUUAAUUGCUUAAUUUUACUCAUCAA
Helianthus annuus (common sunflower) is the source of this 1718-nucleotide messenger RNA. Its product is annotated as APO protein 1, chloroplastic. The record is from RefSeq and is a predicted model, not a curated record. Gene Ontology annotation, molecular function: RNA binding. NCBI's taxonomy places the organism in Eukaryota, Viridiplantae, Streptophyta, Magnoliopsida, Asterales, Asteraceae. The coding region runs from base 192 to 1496 and encodes 434 amino acids. The transcript has 4 exons.